AUGUCAGAUUUGCCAGAUCGUCCUGAAUUCAUUGAACUUAGUGAUUUGAGGGUGAGUUUUUAUUUAUAAAAAUCCACGUGGCAGAAAUUUUGUUCACAGGAAAUUCUGGCGCACACUUCACCAACCACAUAUUCGUCUUCAAGGGUGUCGACACCAAAUACUGUGAAACCAACGCUUGCCAGAUGUUCGAAUUUUGAUUUUCAGACAAUUUCAGAGGAAUAUUGCCAGAAUGGUUAGUCUUCAGCGCAACCGCUUCAGCUCUCAGUUACUCUGCGUCUCUAACUUUAUAAGGAUCUCUAGUUGUCUGAUUUCUCUUCGUCUCUAACUGAAUCUGAUCUCUAACUGCCUAUCUUCUCUGGGUCUCUAACUUCAGAUAAGCUUUGUAAAUUUUGAAUUCCUGAAAAAUCCAGAAGUUCAAGAUUUUAAAUAAAAUUGUUCCGGUUUCUUCAGAAUUAUAAUUUUUUUGUUAAAAAAUUUGAAACAAAAAAAUCUAUUCAUUGAUGCAAAUUUUUGCAAUGAAAAGUUUCGAAAACAAUAAAAAGUAUAUACACUUUCAGAAAGUAGCUCCAUUCUCUGAAAUUUCAGUAAUUGAAAUUCCAGCCUAAGCUAUUUUCUAGCACCACAAAGAAAAUGCUAAUUUGAUUUUCGCUCUAUCUAACAAUUUUUUGUGAUAUAUAUCACAUACAUACAAAAAACCAGCUUUUUCGCCGGCUUCUUCUCAUAUUCUAUGUUGCUCUUUUGUUGACCAUGUCCAGUUUUUAUUUCAUGUCUACUCAUUUCUCCACUCACAUCAGUUUCAAUCAAAAAAAAUGAAAAGAGCAAGAAAAUUUUGGACAUUUUCCAAAACGUUCGCCUUUUUGUUUUGUUUGUUGAUUUGUUAAUUCCCGUUUCACGCUUCUGCUUCUUUUUGCGCGCAACCCUAUUUUUUGGGAAGAAAUGAGAAGUGUGUUCUCUUUUUUUUUGUUUUUUGAGUUGGGUUUUGGAAUUGUUGUUCUGUAGAAAGGUUACUGUAAACUUCAGUUUAAUUUUCAAAUUUUUUAAUUUUCAAUUUUUUUGUUCACAAAAUUUAUGAAUUUAUUAUGGAUAGUUCAAAAAUUGAAAUUCAUCAAAAAAUAUUCUCUAAAUUUUAGGUCCCAAAAUAAACCCAAACCAGUUAGUUCCUUAUUAUUUUUGCGUCAGUCCUCAAACUUUCUAACAAAAACAAACAAAAAUCCGUUCUCUUGUGAAUCCCCCCUCUCCCUGAUCCUUUCUUCGCUCCAAAAAUGCCGCAACUUGCAGCCUCUUCCGCUCCCCAACUUUUCCGCUGUUUAUCAGUUCAACAAAUUCGCGACGAUUUCAAAGUUCGUCGCAAUUUCUCGAAACGAUUCUCGCUUUUUUCGGCGAGGAAUCUGAGAAAUUCGAAAUCGGCGGAAACUUCGGCGAGACACAAAACUCAAACUCAUAAAGAUCAAACAUCGGCUUGGUUGAGGAAUUCGAAUUUUGAGUAAGUUAUGGGGGUUGAAUUAAAGGUUUUGUAGAAAAUUCAAAAAAAAAUUGUAGCCUUCGAGAAGAAGAAAUUGAGGAAGGAGAAGGAGAAGGAGAAGCUGAAAUGGGAUGUCAACCGAAUAAUUUCAGCGAUGAGCGGAGACCCGAUCAGGUUAGUAGUCCGUAAUUGCGGAGUAUCGUUUAAAUCCCUCUAAAUAAAUAUUCCAGCUUGCUCGAAUGAAUUCCAACUUCUCACUAUCCAGCGAAACCGGUUCAAUCGAUAAAAUCGUGCCAGAUUGCGCAGAAACUGCUUGGAUGCGGGAUAAAGAUGCAAAGUAAGUCAAAAUUUCCUCCCAAUGUGGAAUAAUUAAAGACUUUGGUAACCAAAGAACGCUUAUUUAUGUGUGGUUUUCAAACUUUUUAAUCUGAAUUGGAAUAGAAAAGAACAUUGUUAAUUGUUGGUUUGUUGGUGUUGUUCAGAUUGAGAAAACAAGAAAGAAAGUAAAAAAAACACAUUUUUAUUACGAUUUUUAUUUGCUAUUUGCAUAGUGUUCUACUUGUAUUCUCUGAGAACAUUUUUGAAGAUGCUAGAAUUCCUGAGAAUGACUUUUGGUGAUGAAGAAAGUUUUCAACGAGCUAGGUGAGCUGAUUUUUAAAUGUGAUUUAAUGAAAAAUAAUAAUGGAAACUGUUUUGAAUUUUAAAUUUGAAUUAAAUUAGAGUUCAUUUCCCUCAAAGAUUUUUUUAACAUAAAUUACUUUGCUUUUAGAAUUUACAGUCUCGAAUUACUGUAACAUUUUUUGAAAUACACAUACAAUCUGAAUUUCCGCGGAGUUCACGUGGAUUCACAAGAAGUUCACAGAAUUUAUUGAAAGUUUUUUGAACGAAAUGUAUUCUAAAAAACUUGCAAAUUGGUUCCAAUUCCCAACUUUUAAAAAGUGGUUUGCCGAAAAAUUGUUCAGAAAUUCUAUGAUUCAUCGCCUUCUGUUAUGUUUUGAUGAUCCUUUCCUGCAAUAAAAAUAACCCAGUUUUUCUUCUUCAAAAAUCACAUCACAGAAACUAUUUUGUUCGACUUUUUGUUAUUUUGAUCAGACAGAAAACCGGUUGCCUCCCCAUUUAUUCCGAUUUUUGUCAGAAUCAGAACAAUUAAAAAACAUUCGAGAUUUAAAUUUCUUCCCUUCCCUGAAUUUCCUAUUUUUUCUUUCAACUAUGAAACUCCAAUGUAGCAGGUUCUCGAAGUGUCCAGUUUUCUUAACAAAAAAAAGUUUUUUGCAGAACUUCUUUGCUCACCGCGUGCACUGUAUUUUAUGCACUAUUUUUGACGAUUUUCUCGCUGGUUUUGGAACUCGCGCAUCUUUUGAAUGAUGAGGAAUCGAGAAAAUUGAAUAAUAAGGAUAUUGUGAGUUGAAGCUUGCGCGAAACUGAAAAUUUGAUAAUUUCAGAUCUUCGGAUUAUACAUGUAUGGCGGUUCAAUUUUAUUCUUUUUCUACAUGUAUAUUGUGCUUUUGCUAAAUCCCAGAUGGUAUACAACUAUGCGAUAUUUUUCGGUAAGUUAGACCAACUCUGGACAGACUUCACUGAACAUCCAGUUUUCUUUUCAGAAAAUCUUCAAGUAUCCAGUCGUCAGUCCGUCUUCCGAUUCUUUGAGCUCUGCAGCAGCUACAGUAAGAAAAGUGACGCAUUCGAGUCCAUCAGCUGGAAGUUUGUUUUUAAGACUUGGAUCUGUUAGUAAGUUGUUUUUCUUUUCCAAUUUCAAAAAUGUCUUGACUAACAAGUUUUUUCCACAGUAUUUGGUGUAAUCGGAGUGGUCUACUAUGCAUUUUUGGUGUUUUUGAGUCAUUACGAGCAGAAAAACAAUGGUCUUUCAACAGCUCUUGAUGUUUGUGCAAUUUUAUUUAUUUUUAUUCAAAUGCACUUCAUUUUUUGCAAUUGGAAAGUGAGUUUGAAAGUGGAAGCGGAAGCGGAAAUGGGAAAAAAUGAAUGGUGUUCGAGAACAAAAAAUUGAAUAAUAAUUUUUGUAACAUUGCUCAGAUUAGGCCCUAAUUGUGUUGGAAAAAUUCUCCUCUUUUAGCUUUCAAUAACCGGUUCUCACAUGGUUGCUCGAAUUGGAACAAUGCAUUUGGUCGCUGCAAAUCUUUGGACCUGGAUAAGAUAUGUUUUGAUGGAAGAAGGUGUCAUGGAAAGAGAGAUUCGAGAUGUUUUCGCUGAAUCAAAUCGCUCAAGAUUCUCUUCAGAUUCUUCCGAAGAAUCAAAUCAUCAUUCAUCAGAAGAAUUACGAGAACAUCUAUCAAAAGAAGGUGGACAUUGUCAAGCAGCUGAAUGUAUUCUAGGAAGUCUAUCCGAAGUUAUGUUCACAUCAAUUGUUGAAUAUUCAUUGAUUGCAGCAGCUGUUAUGUAUAUUGUUUGGAGAAAUAUUGGAAAAUAUGAUGGGGAUAAUGCGACUUAUGUUAAAAGGAAACAUCAAAUUCGUGUUGAUUGUUCAAAAACAACAACAGGAUUAUUCCUUGGUCUCGCAUUUCUAGCAAUUACUUUCACUUCAAUGGUUGUUUAUUAUGGAUUUACAAUGUUGAAUAAAUCUCGAAAUGCUGCAUUAGUUUAUGCAUUUACUGAUAUGUUUCAAUAUGUCAUGUCAACAAUUGGAGUUUUUACGGCAAUUUAUCAGAUGAGAGCGUUGAAAUAUUUUAAUAAGAAGGUUCAUAUGCAAAAUAGAGAUCAGGAAUUGUUAGAUCAAAUAUUGUUAUCGAUUGGAUUGGUAGGGGAAUUGAUAUAUUCUGUGGCUGGAUUGGUUGGUUUGACUGGAGAAACGAGUUGGACACAUUUCACUUUUAUUUUGCUGUUUGUACAUGUUUUUAGAUUGUUACAGGUUUGUAAAAGCGGGAGGGCGGGGCGAAUUCACCAGAAGAACAUUUGAAAAAAACACUGGUUAUCAAACAAUAUUUUCAGUACGGUAACUCGGAUAUAAAUUUUGAAAAUUUUUUAAAUUGAAAUUCAUUGAAGGCAUUUGAAGAACAUUUUCAAAAAUUCAGAAAAAAGGCCCUUAAAAAAUUACCUGAAAAAUCGUAAUUUCUUUCUGCAGGUCGGCUCCCAAACCUUUCUUUUGCACGUUGCUCGAAGUGUUCGAAUGGGUUGCGAAGACAAAGAAUCACAACCCGGAAAACAAGCAAUCACAUUCUUGCUCACCGCAAAUCUCGCAAUUUUCUUCAUGAAUCUUUUCGAGUCGGAAAAAGCUGGAGUUUCGGAAAUUAUUAUCAGUGAGUUUUUUGAAACGUAUAUUUUCCCUGGCUCAAUCAAAAUCACAACUCUUCCAGAUUUCUAUGGCAAGCGAUCUUGGGUAUUUUUGGUGCGAAGUUUCUCACCUCUCACAAUCUUCUAUCGAUUUCACAGCUCUGUUUGUUUCGCCGAAAUUUGGAAAAAUGUAUAUGCUUCAAAAUCAAUACAUCAUCAAGAUAUGCUAAAUCAUUCAACAUCCACUCCAAGUGCACAAAUUAAUUUAUAG
This is a messenger RNA of Caenorhabditis angaria, 4958 nucleotides long. NCBI's taxonomy places the organism in Eukaryota, Metazoa, Nematoda, Chromadorea, Rhabditida, Rhabditidae. The record is from the annotation of a GenBank genome assembly.